Cuscuta epithymum is the source of this 855-nucleotide messenger RNA. Lineage: Eukaryota; Viridiplantae; Streptophyta; Magnoliopsida; Solanales; Convolvulaceae. The record is from the annotation of a GenBank genome assembly.
AUCUCGGCAAAACAAUGGACAAAGGAUUCAAGGAGGCGCUGAUUCUACAUUCCGAAAAGAUGCGCGCCCACCGGAUUCUUCACGGGUUAUAUACAUCGACGAACGAUCAUCAUCACCUAUUCACCUCUACCUUCUUCGUCAACAAUUUUCUUUUGGCAUUCAACCCUAGGAAUUUCUCCAUCCCAUCUUUAACAAACCAGAAAUGGCAGAUUCCCAGUCUACCCCCAAGUCCACCUUCGAUUCCGCCAAAGAGUGGGUCUCUGAGCACAAGCUUCGCACCGUCGGAUGUCUGUGGCUGAGCGGUAUUACGGGAUCUAUUGCAUACAAUUGGUCAAAGCCCAAUAUGAAGACCAGCGUCAGAAUUAUCCAUGCCAGGUUGCACGCGCAGGCUUUUACGCUAGCUGCAUUAGCGGGGGCGGCAGUGGUCGAGUACUAUGAUCACAAAAUGGAGAAAAGUGACCGUUAUGCCAAGUUUCUUCAACUGGACACCGUUUCACAGAAGAAAUGAACACUCAGUUUUCUUGAUGUGUUAUGCAACACUGAGCAUUCCCGAACUGAGCGGUUCAUAUGUUGUAGCUUCUUGUAGCUUCUUUCUUUCUUUCUUCUUUUUCUUCUUUUUAAUCUCAGUUUUCUUUUAGUAGCACGCAUCUAGCCUGUAGUUUGCUGUAAUAUUCAUCUCAUGAGAUGGUGCAAAUAUCUGCAAGAUGGGCAUAUCAAAAUCUGAAAUAAUACGAGUCCUCUCUGGCAAGUGGCAAAGGAAUUCCUAUAUGGUCACAUCCUAAUGUGUUAUGGUUUUAAACGGAAAAAUAGAUUUAUAUGGGUUAUGUUGAAUUUAUAUGGCAUAUUGGCAUCCAC